ACAAACGGGAAGUAAGCGCCCAUUUCUAAAAUCGUUGCCCAAAACAAGCAGCGAGCAGAACCGUUCUUUCUACAACGCUUAUCUAAUUUUUUAGUUAAUCAUUCUUCUCUCUAUUAGCAGCCAUGGGUACAAACAAUUCAAAGAGUGGCAAACCGAGAGCCGAUAAACAAAUCAUUUUCAAGUCAAAUAACGGAGAAGUGUUCAAGAUUCCUGCCAUUUACUACGACGAAAAUCGCAAAAGGUUAUUUGCCUUUGCAGAGAAGCGGACAUCCCAAGAGGAUUCUGACGUAGUGGCGCUGGUCAUGAGAAAAGGAAAAGUGAACAGUAAGAAGGAAGUGACGUGGUUAAAGCCUAAAGAAGUAGUGAGGAAGUGCACCUGUGGAUAUCGUCCGAUGGACCCCUGUGUUGUGUAUGAAAAAAAAACAGAGACACUGUUCCUUUUCUUCGUCUAUGUCAAUGAGACAGAGUCAUGGCAGCUAGAGCAUCACCAGAACAAGGCCCGUCUGCGCUACAUCACAAAGAAGAAGAAUGAGAAGAAGUGGAGUAAAUUCACUGAGGUGACUGACCUGCUGCCUGUGUUUAAAAACUGGUCCACGUUUGCUAUUGGACCGGGCCACGGCAUUCAAACUAAGAGUGGCAGAAUGAUUGUUCCAGCUUACGCAUUCACAAAAGACAAAGAACCAAUUCCACAUUCAUUCUGCUUUUAUAGUGAUGAUCUUGGUAACACAUGGAAAUGUGAGGAAAUGCUGUCUGAAACAUCAAUGGAAUGUGAGAUGACUGAGAUUUUUGAUGGCAACAGAGACCGCUUGAUCUACUGCAAUGCUCGCACUUCGGGAGGCCAUCGAGUCCAAGCUACAAUAGAUAAGAGUGAUUUCCAUACACUCACAACUGUUACACCCUUUGAUGAACUACAUAAAGGUUGCCAGGGGAGUGUGAUUUCCUUCCCAACUCAGUCUGGAAAUGUAAAAAAUAGUCAGGAAAAGUGGCUACUUUUUUCGCACCCAACAAAGCAGAAUUCACAUUGGGAAAGACUUGAUUUGGGAGUGUUUCUGAGCACUUCCCCAGUGAGAUCAAGUGGAGAAUUCAAUCUGGAAUGGAGCCAACCCUGGGUCAUUAACCCUGGACCCAGUGGUUACUCUGACCUGACCUACAUUGAAGAUGGCUGGUUUGCAUGUCUGAUGGAGUGUGGAGAGAAAUCUCCUACAGAUGAGAUAGCAUGUAUUGUGUUCAGCUAUAAAGAGAUCGUGAAGGGCAUUUCAGAGUUCCAAACUUGAAAAAAUUGUAUGAUCAUUAUUCAAUAGAAGAAUAUUUAGUGUGGUGUAUUUAGUGAGGCUUGCCAGCAAUGCAAUGUUGAAUCUUUGAGCAGCUUUUAAACAUUCUUUUGAUGAAUCGCAUCUUUCUGUAUUAAAAUUGCUUAUUGUAUUGUUCUGAUUUAAUAUUCUAAUUUUAAUUGUUGUGUUCUCAUUAGCUAUGAGCAGAAAGCAGAAGGUAAACCAUUUGUAUCCUCUGCAACAACUGUUCUAAGUUAGCAGGGCUUCAUAGCCACAUUGCCUUUUUUUGAUUCUCUUCAGUUUGGUUUUCUUUAAUAAAUGUGAAGUAUUUUUAAUUGAAUCUGUGGAAUUAAAAAAUGAUUUAGUUCAAUGUAAUCUGAAAGUGUUUUCAUCAUUCUAGGUCAGAAUAUUGUGAAUGACUGUGUUCAAGGUCAGUUUUCAUUUCUUUAUGCACAGACUACA
Molecule: messenger RNA, 1733 nt
Organism: Gambusia affinis (western mosquitofish)
Lineage: Eukaryota; Metazoa; Chordata; Actinopteri; Cyprinodontiformes; Poeciliidae
Product: sialidase-3-like
Exons: 2
Coding region: 123-1274 (383 amino acids)
Biological process (GO): oligosaccharide catabolic process; ganglioside catabolic process
Cellular component (GO): membrane; cytoplasm; lysosome
Molecular function (GO): exo-alpha-sialidase activity
Source: RefSeq, a predicted model, not a curated record